CAGUGGAAAAAGUGGCCAGAGUUGUUUGGUGUUGUCGCAAAAGAAGGAGCUGGAGUGUACAUCCUAUCAUACUUCAUGUAUAUCGUGUGGGCUCUCAUAUUUGCACUCCUGGCUGCCAUGCUUGUCAAAGUAUUUGCUCCUUAUGCAUGUGGAUCUGGUAUUCCGGAGAUAAAGACGAUAUUAAGUGGCUUCAUAAUAAGAGGCUACCUCGGCAAGUGGACGCUAAUUAUAAAAUCAAUUGGUAUGAUGUUUUCCGUGUCAGCUGGUCUAAGUCUCGGCAAGGAGGGACCCUUCGUGCACAUUGCUGGCUGCUGUGGCAAUAUCCUCUCUCAUCUAUUCCCCAAGUAUGAUAAGAAUGAAGCUAAGAAACGAGAAAUCCUCUCAGCUGCAGCUGCAGCAGGAGUCAGUGUGGCAUUCGGUGCUCCAAUUGGUGGUGUGCUCUUCAGUUUAGAAGAGGUAAGUUAUUACUUUCCAUUGAAGACUUUGUGGAGAUCUUUCUUUUGCGCACUGGCAGCUGCAUUCGUUCUUCGUUCCUUCAAUCCAUUCGGAAAUGAUCACUUGGUACUUUUCUACAUCGAGUACCACAACCCUUGGUACCUCAUCGAGCUGGCCGCGUUUAUUUUGCUCGGAGUAUUUGGAGGCAUUUGGGGAACGAUUUUCAUCCGCGCAAACAUCAAGUGGUGUCAUUACAGGAAGACUUCAAUACUGGGCAAAUACAAUAUAACUGAAGUGUUAGUUGUCACCUUGAUCACAGCCAUCAUUGCUUACCCCAACAAAUAUACUAGGAUGAACACCAGCGCUUUGAUCAAGAUGCUCGUGAGCAUGUGCAGACCUGAAGAUGAAACGGCUUUGUGCGAUUACAGACGAAACGUGACAGAUGUGAACACGGACAUCGUGAGUGCUCCUCUGGGGGACUACGCUGUGGAGGCCAUGUGGCAUCUUACACUCGCCCUCAUUUUCAAGAUGGUCGUCACGGUUUUCACGUUCGGAAUCAAAGUUCCAGCAGGAUUGUUCAUUCCAAGCAUGGCCAUUGGGGCAAUUGCCGGUCGAUUGGUCGGCAUGGGAGUCGAGCAGUUGGCUUUUGCGAACCAGGAUCACUAUAUAUUCAAAGAGAUGUGCACGAGCGGACACACAUGCGUCACUCCUGGCCUCUACGCCAUGGUCGGAGCUUGUGCAGCUCUUGGAGGAGUUACUAGGAUGACUGUGUCGCUGGUGGUUAUAAUGUUUGAGUUGACUGGUGGCUUGCAGUACAUCGUUCCACUAAUGGCAGCUGCGAUGACGGCAAAGUGGGUCGGCGACUCCCUGCACAAGGAGGGAAUAUACGAUGCACACAUUCACCUGAAUGGAUAUCCUUACCUGGAUUGCAAAGAAGAAUUCACGCACACAACACUUGCGCUUGAUGUCAUGAAACCAAGAGGACACGAUCAUCAUCUGUGCACGGUGACACAAGACUCCAUGACUGUUGGAGAUAUUGAAACAAUAUUGAGAGAUACGGACCACAAUGGCUUCCCAGUCAUUGUAUCUCGAGAAUCACAAUUUCUUGUUGGUUUUGUGCUGAGGAGAGAUCUCAUCAUUGCCAUUGGCAACGCUAGAAAGAUGAACGAAGGAAUUGUGAGCAAGUCGUUAGUUUACUUUUCCAACACUGUGGUCACUGGAAGCAAGUUGGGGGGGCCUGAACCCCUGAAGUUGAGGAAGAUUGUCGAUAUGGCGCCAGUAACCAUAACAGACCAGACACCCAUGGAAACAGUCAUUGAUAUGUUCAGGAAACUUGGUCUGAGACAAACAUUAGUCACUAGAAACGGUCGCUUGCUCGGCAUAAUAACAAAGAAAGACAUACUUCGCCACAUAGCCCAACUAGAGAACGAAGACCCUGCAUCUAUACUUUUCAAUUAA
This is a messenger RNA of Helobdella robusta, 1893 nucleotides long. RefSeq lists its product as hypothetical. Gene Ontology annotation, biological process: transmembrane transport; chloride transport. The transcript is spliced from 17 exons. Gene Ontology annotation, cellular component: membrane; synaptic vesicle; Golgi apparatus. The record is from RefSeq and is a predicted model, not a curated record. Gene Ontology annotation, molecular function: voltage-gated chloride channel activity. Lineage: Eukaryota; Metazoa; Annelida; Clitellata; Rhynchobdellida; Glossiphoniidae. Bases 76 to 1893 code for a protein of 605 amino acids.